AUGAACGCCGAAGCGGGACCGUCGACACCUCCAGCGGGGAGAGUGCCGGCUUAUAAGCUCUCUCAGUCUCUAAAUGGGCAUCGGAGGAGUGUCACGGCGUUGCAAUGGUUGACGGAUGGGCAGGCGCUCGUUUCUGGCGGCGCAGAUGGGAUCCUUAACAUCUGGACAUCCACCCCGCCCUCCACCUCCCUGGGCCACGCGCGGACCAUCCGAGCCCACCGGACAGGUAUCAACAGCCUCUCCAUAUCCCCUGACGACCUAUACGUCGCUACCGCCUCGGACGAUAAUGACAUUCGUAUCUACCCUGUCUCAUCUCCCUCUCCUGCCGCCUCCGGCCCCGUCUCAGCCGAACCCGAACCCGAAGUCCAGGCCGAAAGGAAGACACGCUCCUUGACUACGCCUCUCCGGGAGCUGAAGGGCCAUACGGCCCCGGUCCUCGCUGUCGCCUUUUCGCCCAAGUCGAACCUGCUCGUCAGUGGCAGCUUCGACGAGAGUGCGAUCGUAUGGGAUGUACGGCGUGGAGUUGCGCUGAGGCAGCUGCCGGCGCAUUCGGAGGCGGUGUGGACAGUAGGGUGGGAUGGGGAGGGAGUGAUGGUCCUCACGGGAAGUGCGGACGGGCUCAUUCGGUUAUGGGACGCUACGACGGGGCAAUGUCUCAAGACUCUCGACAAUGACUCCAAUUCCCCCGUCACCUCCGCCCUCUUCACUCCGAACCCCUUCUACCUCAUCUCCGGUACAGCUGGCGUCGUCCGGGUCUACAAUAUCCAUACCGGCAAGGUCGUCAAGACAUUGCAGCCAACAACGGCCGUCGUCGUGCCUGCUCCAACCGGGGCGGCGAACGAGAACAAGGAAGGCGGGACUACGGUUGGGGCGGUGGUUGUCGCUUUUACGGCGGUUCCUGAGUGCGCAGAAGGGAUGGAGGUAGACGGUCCGGGAGGGAAGAAGGAGGCGUGGGUGCUGGCUACUACCGGCGAGUCAGGAGUAGCGGGUGGUAAGGUGGUCAUCUGGGAGCUGGGGACAAGAAGAGUGGGACAGGUGCUGGAAGGUCAUAGAUCGGCGGUCAUUGCUCUGGCGGUACAUCCGAGCGGGAGGAUGGUAGCUACGGGCAGUCUUGAGCCGGAGAAGGUCAUACACGUCUGGCGGGACGAUGAAUGA
This is a messenger RNA of Dioszegia hungarica, 1155 nucleotides long. RefSeq names its product putative chromatin binding protein. Gene Ontology annotation, cellular component: Set1C/COMPASS complex. The record is from RefSeq and is a predicted model, not a curated record. The transcript has 3 exons. The coding region runs from base 1 to 1155 and encodes 384 amino acids. Lineage: Eukaryota; Fungi; Basidiomycota; Tremellomycetes; Tremellales; Bulleribasidiaceae. Gene Ontology annotation, molecular function: histone binding.